CCGAUCCGCGAUGAUAACCCACCGUCCCUCCGCGAUGAUAACCAACCAUCCCCACGCGCGCCGGCUUCUCCCUCCGCCUCCGCGAUGAUAACCCACCAUCCCUCCCUGCUCCGGCCACCCAUCCUCACCUCCCGUGUCGGGGUCCUCGGCCGGCGCCUAACACCCCACGCCUUCCUCUCCGCCACCGUCGCCUCGGCUCGGCCUUCUACGCCGCCCCUCCGCCUGCGGCCUGUGCGCGCCGCAGCCUUUGGAGCCUCGCAGGUUGGUGGCGAUGGAGGCAAAGGCGCGGUGCCGCCUCCCGCGCUGGGGGCCGUGCUGCUCGGCUUCGCGCGUAGCAACUUCCUCCCCCUUGCUCUCGUUGCUGGGGUCAUAUUGGGUCUCCUAAAUCCUACUCUUGGAUGCCUUGCUCACAAAUGCUCCCUGUCGAAGUACAGCACCUUUGGGAUAUUCUUGAUCUCAGGACUGACCCUGCGAACCGAGGAGCUUGGUGCAGCAUUAGAAGCUUGGCCUGCUGGACUAUAUGGAAUAGGCUCUAUUUUGCUGAUUACACCAUUUCUUGCUCAGUUUAUUAUGCAAGUUCAGCUCUUACCUCGUGAAUUUAUCACCGGGUUAGCUAUGUUUUGCUGCAUGCCAACAACAUUAUCAAGUGGAGUCACACUAACACAGAUUGUUGGCGGUAACUCUGCACUUGCUCUUGCAAUGACAGUUGUAUCCAAUUUACUUGGCAUUAUCACUGUACCUCUUUCUCUAGCAAAGUUCAUUGGCGCUGGAGCUGGGUUGUCUUUGCCUACUGAGCAACUAUUCAGAAGUCUGGUCACCCGCCUUCUAAUCCCUCUGAUUAUAGGCAAGGUUGCUCGAGAAACCGUAAAAGGUAUUGCUGAUUUUGUUGAUAGAAAUAAACAAGGCUUUUCUGUUGCAAGUGCUGUUCUUCUCAGCCUAGUCCCAUGGAUUCAAGUAAGUAGAUCAAGAUCACUAAUCUUAUCUGUUCAAGUAAAAGCUUUAGCUGCCGCUAUUACUAUUGGAGUGCUUCUACAUUUCGCUCUGUUGGCUUUCAAUGCCGCGAUGUUGCAGAUCUUGUCACGUCUUGAACAGAAAGGGGAGCCAGUCUUUGCUAAAAAAGAGUACGCACGAGCUGUCAUUUUGGUGGCCAGUCAGAAAACACUGCCAGUGUUGAUUGCUGUGGUUGAUCAGCUUGGAGGAGCCCUGGGGGAAUCCGCAUUUCUGGUCAUCCCUUGUAUUGCUGCACACAUUAACCAGAUCAUUAUCGAUUCUAUCAUAGUAAAUUGGUGGCGCCAGAGGGAUCAACAGUUUGCUAAUGCAAAGUAACUUCAGAAUUCAAUUUUGGCAUGUAAAACAGAGAAUUAAUCAGAAAUUCGAUGUUUAUCAAGUGACACCAAUGCAAAAUGACGUUACAUAUUCAGUCAUUUGGAUUGGACGCAGUCAUAUUGAGAUUAUUUUACACAGAAAUGCUUUCUUGCCUGAAGGAAUGACAUUAUUCUUGCCUCCA
Molecule: messenger RNA, 1507 nt
Organism: Setaria italica (foxtail millet)
Lineage: Eukaryota; Viridiplantae; Streptophyta; Magnoliopsida; Poales; Poaceae
Product: probable sodium/metabolite cotransporter BASS4, chloroplastic
Exons: 14
Coding region: 85-1326 (413 amino acids)
Cellular component (GO): chloroplast envelope
Source: RefSeq, a predicted model, not a curated record